Molecule: messenger RNA, 3360 nt
Organism: Rubroshorea leprosula
Lineage: Eukaryota; Viridiplantae; Streptophyta; Magnoliopsida; Malvales; Dipterocarpaceae
Source: the annotation of a GenBank genome assembly
CCUUCCCUGCGACGUUGAAGUCUUUGCGUAUUGGAGUCUUGGUGUGAGCUCCGACCCUCCGAUCAUCACUUUCUCCGUAAACUCCAGCUUUUGAUUCAUGAAAGAUGAUGGGUUUUGGGUCUUACGGUUGUAAUGGAGGAUCUUCCUUAUCUGCUUUAGCUCAACCCUUCACCGUUGAGCGACCAAUUACAAAACCUCCCACAACCCCACUUGUGGAUCUGGCUGAACCAUCAUUCAAUCCUUCCUUGAGUCCCUCUAUGCAGAAUUGGGUCAAUUCCUUUAGACCUGAUUACUUCUCAGAAUUGGAUUCGAUGCCUUCCACAAAACCAUACCAUUACUCGGGUCCCAACCCAUUUAACCAACCUCAGUCUGCCCCUACUCCUUUGGAUCCAAUUGCCAGAGCCUCAAAUGAUGCUUUUUCCUAUAACCCCAAUCCGGAUUGUGUUAAGAAUGAUUUUGUUGAAGUUCAACCCUAUUACCCUUCAUAUAUCUCGCCUUCAGUUCAAUUUUCUACUCCUCAUGUUGUUACCUUCAAUGGAUCCACGCCUGACCAGAGGUUGUCUGGUUUGGAGCACACAACUCAGUGGGGUGGCUUGUGGGAGGGUUUGCCAGAUUGGGGGCACAGUAAAACGGUGGAUGUCGGCGGAAGUUUCUACCCAAAUGAGAUGAAUAUGGCUUCUCCAUCCAUUUCUGAGGAUCCAUUGAACUUAGGGGUGAAGGAAUCCAGGGGUGCAAAGUCAUAUGAAGAAACUACCAUAGGUGCUUGUCUGCUUUCUAAGGAGAAGCAAGUUGAGUCUGCUAAUAUAGGAAAGCUUGAUUUUGUACCUGUCAUUGGGCAAACUCCCUCAUCGAUGUCUGCUUUAGGAGUUCCAGAUUUACAAAUAACCCUAGGAAACCCAGUGAAUCCCAAGAAAAAUCUGGUUCCAUUCAGCAAUACUUAUGGAAAUUUCAUGAGAGAGCUUGGUACACCUUCAAACGAUGGUCCAUCUCAUGGGCUUGUCAUCAAGCCACCAGCUAUUGGAAGUAGUUCUUCAGUAUCCAUUACAGUUCCAUUCAGAAAUUUUAACACUGUCAGUGAUGCAACCAAUAUUGAUUCUACUUGUGUUAAUCCCUCUAGCAUGAAGGAGCCCUGUCCUCUUCUAGGCCCUGCCAGCAGACUCCACUUCGAUCCUAACCAAUCAAACAUUUACCUUGAUGGAAAUCAGCAUCUAUCUCCUGAAUUAUCAUCAGGAAAAAAUGAAGAACUUUUAACCAACAAAAUUGGCUCUAAGGAUACAUCUGAUCAGUUCUGUGUGAGAUCCCAAGUUCAAUUUUCUCAUGUUAGUUCAAAUUGCUUCAAUACAACCACUGAAAAUAAUGUUGGGAUUCAAGUUGAGAAUUCUUCAGAGAGUUCAGAUCAUUACCCUGCUGAUGAUUCACCUUGCUGGAAAGGAGCUCCUAUUUCUCUUUAUUCACCUUUUGGUUCUUCUGGGGCAGUUGCUACAGAGCUUCUAAGGAAACCAGAAGCAUGCAGUGAAUCAAAUAGGAAAGUGGGAUCCAACCAUGGAAGACCAAGUUCUGGCAAUGGGUUUGAAUUUUCUGAUGACAUAGAUCAACUAAGGAAGGAAUAUUUCUUAUCCAAUAAGUCAAUAAAUGAGUCUGACCUUAAGCUGUCUUGCACCAGGCAUCAAGUCCUUGAAGAAGGAAAUUCUCCUUGUUCACCAUCUUCUGGAGAAGAUAUUCCUGCUAAGCAUGUGGACUCUCAUGGCAAAGAGUCCUCUCAAAUGAUUAAUGUCCACGUACUGAUUGGUACAAUGCAUAGCCUGUCAGAAUUGCUUCUAUUUCAUUGUUCUAAUGAGGAAAGUGAAUUGAAGAAGCAGGAUUUUGAGGCCCUUAAAAAUGUAGUUUGGAAUCUGGAUAAAUGCAUGCGAAAGAAUAUUGGACGUGAAUUAUCAGCUGAUCCUAACAAGGGCAAAGGCAAGGGAGAUUCUCCACCAGAAGCCGUUGAUGUUCUUGGGGAUCCUUCUCAUAGUCAUUUACUAGAGAAAAGAAAGCAAUCUGGUGAGAAAGAAGGGGAAUCUUCUGAUUUUCUUUUGGUUAGGGAUCAUGCAGAGAUAAAAGUGAAAGAUGAUAAGAAUCAUAAGAUGACUCUGGCUAUAAAGAAGGUUCUUAGCGAGAACUUUCAUGAGAAGGAAGAGAUACACCCACAAAUUCUCUUGUAUAAGAAUCUAUGGCUUGAGGCAGAAGCUGCAUUAUGUUCUAUUAAUUAUAUGGCUCGUUAUAAUCGCAUAAAGAUGGAGAUGGAACUAUGCAAAUUGGACCCAGCAAAAAUGGAGAUGGAACAAUGCAAGUUGGACUCAGCAAAAGUUUUGUCUGAAGAUGCCACAGAUGAAGAGAAGAUAUCAAACAUUUCUUCUUACAUAAAGACAGACGAGAAGUCAACACCUGCAUCCCGGGGUGGGCCAAGCACAGAUGUGUUGGUCCAAGAUUCCCCUAUCAUAAGCACAAGUACCAAUGCCAAUGAUGUCAUUGCGAGAUUUCGUAUCCUCAGGAACCGGCUUGAGAAUUUGAAUUCUAAUGAUGCUGUGGAUGAGGAGAAAAUCUCAAGCCCUAAAGUUUGUCCCACAAUGGAUAAGGUUGACAAAUUGGAUCCUGAAGUGAAUUAUAGUCAAAUAUCAGAACUUUCUCUCCAGGAUGAUAUUGAGGCAUCUGUAAUGUCUAGGCUCCAUAUACUGAAAAGCCGUGUUGACAAUUCAAGUUCCAUGGAUAUGGAAUUGCAACCACUUCCAAGGGGUGUUGAUCUUGGAUUUGCAGGGCUGAAAAAACGGUGGUGGAUCAAAAAUGAUGGAGCGGAGGAUGGAAUGUCAGAUGAAAAUGUGGAACCUGUAGAACUUCAUGAAGUGGCCAAUCAUGCUGGGGACACUGUGAAAGGAUUCCAUCUACAGGUAAAGCAUGAUGAUUCCAUCUGCCAGUCUCUACAGAUCAACAGGCUAGGAAAUCAACUCUCAGCAAGCUUUUAUGAUAACUAUUCUUCAGACUGGGAGCAUGUUUUGAAGGAGGAGCUUUCAGGGCAGAACCGUUGCAGCUGAACUGGAUGGUCGAGGCCAAGGGCACGCUGUACUUGAAUGCUAUGCUGUCUUGCAGUUGAUAUCUGUAAAUAAUAACUGCAGGAAAUGCUUAAACAAUAGUUGCUUAUUACUAGAGUACCUAACCAAACUUGUAAAAUGCAUCUGAACCGUGCAUAUCAUCGUCUCUUUCUUAUAUAAUUUGUAUGAAGUUACUCUCUAAAUGUGAUGUUUGGUUUGAUGAUGGAAUGGAAUAGCUUUUCUAUAAUUCUUGCUUGAAAGAUAAUGGAACUUCAUAUAAAUUUCUUGAAGAAUG